UAAGCAGGAGUUGUGUUGUCUAGUCAUGCGUUCAGACACUCAAGCGGUCACUGUAUUUUUUGUAAUUAUUUUUCUUAUUUUUGUAAAUGCCUGGCUGCUGUUCCAGCUUUCUUUUGGAUAACAGUAUUGUUUUUCUUAAUGAAGAGGAUCUUUCCAAUCCAGCACUGGAUAUAUGGGCUAUUUUUGAGGAUUUUAAAGAUUCACUGUUGUCUUUUUACUUGAUGGCAUAUUGUUUUCGUGUCCUAGAGAUUUUCUCGUUGAAUAGAAUUCACAUUUUGUAAAUAUGUCACUUUUUUUAUUGUAUCUUUUGUUGGGUGGCUCGGCGCGUUGAGAUUAAGUUUUUAUUUUGAAAGGCUCUACCGGAAGUUUCGGGGAAUCUUUUUUUGUUCUCAUUAUCGGAGAUUUUAAAUCAUAUUUGUUUCUUAUUUUCACCCAGGUAAAGACCGUUAUCAGAUCAUAUACUCUCAUUAAUUUUCCGCCAAACGUACUUGUAUUUUUUUUUAAACAAAACACGUUGCGGUGACGCUAGCGUUUAAAGCAGCAAAUGAAAAGCCCUAAGGAAACGGAGAUAACGGUAAAGACAAUAAUACAUGGAUGUAUAAACCUGACAUAAGGCCUGUUUGUGUAAUUAAAAAAUCAGCCGAUACAGCCUAACAGACGUUGUAAACAAACAAACAGCCAACUCGUCAGUGAAGGAAACACACGGCAUGUCUGGAGGAUAAACCCACAACAACACACGGUGCCUGCUGCUGCACGCGCGCCGUCUUCAUGGGUUCGGUUGCUCGGUGAUAACAGACUGUAAUCUGGCCGGAGGUUAACGGUUGUUGUUGCCAUGGCGAGGUCAGCUGCUGGUUGCUGUCGUGGCUCUCUGGGCUUUUUAUAGUCCUGCUGGACAGUUCACGUUCUGUAGGACAAACCGAAGACAGCGCGCGACCUUGGAGGACGUUGCCAUGGAUUUAACGCGGCUGGCUGUGGAUGCGGGUCAGUUCAUCAACCGGGCCGUUCAGUACACGGAGGAGAGUCUCGGCCAGGCGGAGAAAACAGGGCUGAACUCCGGGCUGGAGGAGCGCCUGGCCCUGGUAGAAGCCACCAAGACCUGGACAGACCAGAUCAUCUCCCAGACUGAGGUUCUACUGCAGCCCAAUGCAGGAGCCCGGUUGGAGGACCGGCUGUAUGAGCAGCUGGACUGGAGCGUGCCCCCUCGGCCUCAUGCUCAUGAGGUCCUGGGAGACCACAUGACCCAGGCUGGGCUGGAGAUGGGGUCCAACACACCCUAUGGAACUGCACUGCUCAGGUUCGGAGAGACUCAAAAACGGCUUGGUGAGACGGAGAGGAAUUUGGUCCAAAGCACCAACAUCCACUUUCUCACCCCUCUGAGGAGUUUCACCGAGGGAGAAUACAGAGCCAUGCAGGAUGAGCGCAAGAUGUUGGUGAAUAAGCGUUUGGACUUGGAUAUAGCUAAGACCAGACUGAGAAAAGCCCACGAAGCCGACAGAGAGGGCAGAAACCUGAAUGCAAACCCGAUGGAGGACGACUACAUGGCUCACGUCUCUUACAUGUUCAGCUUCCUGCGGGUCAAAUGGCUAAAGAUGUGGGCUCAGGAAAUCUCUCAGGCAGAGAUGGAGCUGGGUAUCUGUCAGAGUCUGUUCAAUCGACAGACAGAAAUUACAGGACGAGUUGUGGAAGGAAUCAGCAACACUCACACCAACCACAUGCGGAGCCUGACGGACUUUGUGGAGGCUCAGGCCUGUUACUUCGACCAGUGCAACCAGCACGCUCAGGAGCUUCAGAAGCAGCUGGCCAGCAUCCCAAUAGUCCUCUGCUCCAAUAACUGGCAGUUAGCCAUUGGUGAUGAAGUUACGCAGCUGUCCCCAAACAACCACGUAGCCAAUGAGCCUGUCGGGUUAAAUCAGGUCACUGCAGUUCCCAUCGAAGUUCACAACAACCCAGACUUCAGCCAGGAUUCAUGGACUGCGAAUCCACCGGCCUCCACUGAAAAAUCAACAGCUUCCACUGUAACCACACAGCAAAAUAACAAUCACAACAACAACAACUUAUUUUCUGAUCGCCCAGCAACCAGCCACUGUUCAGUCGUCAAUCAAGCACUUCAUCAUGUCUCUACAGCUAACUCGGACAGUCAUUGCACCAAUCGCAGCGCAGCGCUCAGCAGAACAACGAGCGCACAAAACACCGCCGCAACUGGUAGGGGGACAACAACAGUUCCCCCACCUUCUCAUCUCACUGGAAAUGAGUCUCACAAUGGGAAUGCAUCAGCCAGUGACACCGCAACAACCGAUGACAUGACAACUGAGACUUUAACAACCAAUGGCAUGUCGGCUGAGCCCCAAACAGCCAAUGAAAUUGCAAGCAAGCAAGCAACCCACCAUUAA
This is a messenger RNA of Trematomus bernacchii (emerald rockcod), 2390 nucleotides long. RefSeq names its product endophilin-B1-like. The transcript has 10 exons. Gene Ontology annotation, cellular component: cytoplasm. NCBI's taxonomy places the organism in Eukaryota, Metazoa, Chordata, Actinopteri, Perciformes, Nototheniidae. The coding region runs from base 951 to 2390 and encodes 479 amino acids. Gene Ontology annotation, molecular function: protein binding. The record is from RefSeq and is a predicted model, not a curated record.